This is a messenger RNA of Argentina anserina (silverweed cinquefoil), 860 nucleotides long. RefSeq lists its product as uncharacterized. The transcript has a single exon. The record is from RefSeq and is a predicted model, not a curated record. Lineage: Eukaryota; Viridiplantae; Streptophyta; Magnoliopsida; Rosales; Rosaceae. The coding region runs from base 87 to 677 and encodes 196 amino acids.
AGAGGAUAAUGGAUCCACACGGAUAUCAUAAUAGGAGCUAUCAUUAGCAGUGAGAAAACCCUUUUGUGCUAUCUCUGAGGUUUGGAAUGAACCCGAAAAUGUCUGCCUUAAGCAGCUCCCGAUUACACCUCUUGAAAUGCAGCCCUACCACUCUAGCAUAUUCAACCUCCUCCUCCAAGCCCUCAUUUCGAUUUCAACAAAAGCACCCUCCUUCAUAUCCAGCUAUAACAUCUGCUUCUUUACCUAGUAGAAAAUGCAACGCUGAAAAAGCCAGUGUUAGGUGCCUUGAUCAAGAGCCAUCCCAAGUAAUUUCCAUGUCUGAGGAUGGAAGUGGGAAUGAGAAGCUCUCAUCGAGGUUCUUGAUAGUGGGAGCUGUUUCUGUAGGAGUAGCGAUGCUGCUGAUGGGGAUGGAUGAUCAGCAAAAGGCAAUGGCUUUAGGACCAGAAGGGCCACUGAUGGAAGAGUUCUGGGACAAUGUAAGGAGAUAUGCACUGUAUGCUCUCACGGUUAGUACAGGUGCUCUCUACGUUGUCAUCCAGCCUAUAUAUGAGUUGUUGAAGAAUCCCAUCUCUGCAAUUCUAGUUUUGGUCCUUUUAGGGGGAAGUUUCUUCAUUCUUACCCAAGUUGUUUCAGCCAUGAUUGGUGAUACAGACUUCAAUUAUCAAUACCAAUAUUAAUCGAUCAGUUCCAAGAAGUUAAUCGGAGAUGAUGAAGAAAGAGAGCAGAAACUUUUCGAAUCCAUCUAGUUAUUGAUAGAUAUCUAGUUUACUUCUAUAUAUUACACUUGAAGUUGUAUAGAAGCAAAUUAAGAGCAGCAUGUCCAAUUAAGUUUCUUCCUUAUCUUAUCAAUUCAGAGGAAU